UUUCACAAGAAAAUUGUUUUUAACAAUUUUUUAUCACUUCCAAACAGGCGCUAAGGAACUCAAAGAAUCAGCUAAAAGCUAAUGCAGAAAAAUCCGCAAGAACAACUAAUCAAUAUGGAGCUUGAUCCAACUACACUGAUUAACCAAACCGAGAAACCCAUCAAGUGGCGUACCAUCAUCAUCUGCAUCAUGUUCGUCAUAACCGGUCAAUCCAUCGCCAAACUCCUCGAAACCUUCUACGACCACCACACUAACCGGAACCACUUUCAAGAUGACGGCGUAUGGACUCAACCUCUUCUCCGAGUCAUCGGAUUCCCUCUCCUUCUUCUCCCUUUCUUUAUCCUCUCUUCCAGAAAACACAAUCAACUUCGCAUUACUUCCGAUCGAUCUUCCCACACCGUACUUUACCUUUGUACCGGCGUACUAAUGGUGGUUCAGGUAAAACUAUACGUCAAAGGUAAGCUCGAGAUACCUUUCACGAAGUCCCUACUCAUCGAGGGGACACAGCUCUACUUCACAUCGAUCUUCUCAGGCAUCGUCAACCGUAUCAAAUUCAAUCUAUGGUUUGUGAUAUCUCUCAUCUUCACCGUCGUCGUCACCACUCUCUCCUCUAACUUAAGCGGUGAUUGGUCGGCUUGGUUAGCCUCCAUCACUUUCUCUUUUCUCCUCUGCAACAUUCGUAACAUUUUCAUCACCAAUAGCACCAGGGAAGCUAGCUUCAAAGACGUUCUAGAAUUGCUCAUAUUCUCGUCUCUUAUAGCCACCAUUGCAUCCGUUUUCAUCUCCGGCGAGAGUCAUGAUCUGAAGAGAGGGAUCAAUGGUUUCUCGAAGGGAAAGGUUUCUUACGUUAUGACUAUGGUUGGUCAAGCCGCCGCGUGGCAAAUCUAUGGGGUGGGGCUUGUAGGGCUUGUUGUGUUCGCCGACUCGAUCGUGACCUCGAACGUCAUCAGUCUCUGUACUUAUCCGAUCGUGACGGUUCUUAGAAUCUUGUUUUGCAAUUACGAUGAAGAGGAGUUUAGUGGCUUUCUAGGAGCCGCUUUAGUGCUUUCCGCCAUUGCGGUCGCUUCUUCUUUUUACAAGCAUAAAAGAGGUUUUGGUAAUUGGAAGAUGCCUAGAGUUUUGCGGUUUGUUGUUGUAUUUGUUGUGUAUUACUUUUACAUCUCUGAGUUCUUAAAACCUGAUCCUUACAUCUCCACACCAAUGGAAUUCGAAUUGUUUUGA
Messenger RNA from Camelina sativa (false flax), 1221 nucleotides. RefSeq names its product purine permease 14-like. Gene Ontology annotation, molecular function: purine nucleoside transmembrane transporter activity. The record is from RefSeq and is a predicted model, not a curated record. Gene Ontology annotation, cellular component: membrane. NCBI's taxonomy places the organism in Eukaryota, Viridiplantae, Streptophyta, Magnoliopsida, Brassicales, Brassicaceae.